AGUCACUAUUGUCAUAAGUCAUUAGUGGCUAUUUUUAUUUAUUUUUGACGUCAAUUUUGAAUGUUGGAAUAAUUUCCACAUUAUUUUUACUGUAAUUUCAAAAUAUUGCCAGAAAAACACCUUAUUUUCGGGUUAAAAAAGUUCUUAGUUAUUAUGUUAAUAAAUUAAAUUAGCCAAAUGUCUGCAGAUCCAAAGGUAAACACCAAGCAGAUUCAAAAAAAUUCUGCACUCAAAAAAUGUUUCCAAGCCAUCGUUGAUCGAAAGAAAGUAAAUAUCAACAUGCUGACUCUAAAAAAAAUGUUGGAGCACGAGCUUCGAUUGGACAUGAGAUCCGUUCAAAAGGAUCUAAAGAGCAUCUUACCACUUAUGCUUGUAAUUUACAUUCGCAACUGGCCCGGAUGGCAGAGGAGCGUCGAUUAUUUCACAGGGAAUUUAACUUUUCGCGAUUGGUUCGUCAAAUUCAGGCAUUACGUUACGCUGAAGUUGCACUCAAUUAUAUGCAACGGUUAUAAAAAGGCGUUGGAAGAGAUCGCAGCAGAGAAAUUACAACAGCCAGAUAAAUCUACCCAUAUUGAAGAAAUACCUUCCGAUAGCAUUGCUCCUUUCUGCUUGUCUGUGGAGUACUCACCGAAUACUGUCGAUUUAGUGUUUACCAGAAAGAGAGAUACUGUAUUUUUGAAACUACAUGCAAAUGAUACAGGUCACUUUAAGCCCAGUUUCAAACAACUUUUAAACUGGCCCUAUGUAGGAGUGGAGUUUGUAACGCCUGAUUUAUCGUUUGUUCGGUUCAACGAAUUUGAGAUAGACCGGUUCAUCCAUUUAAAUGCACCUAAAACAACAUGUGAUCGUCGCGAAGUAAUCGAAGAAUUGGAAAUCAUCAACACGUCAGCAGGCCAAACAACUUUCAGUUUAAACGUAUUAUGGGCAUACAUUUUUCAAUACAUGAGUCUCAUGAGAAGUUAUGUAAUUAUGGAGAACAAAGAGUAUUUGGACAGGCUGGAAUAUUUGUUUGAGGAAUUUUUAAAGGACAUAGACGAAUGGGAUAUGAAUUAUUCCAUAGCUUCCAAUACUUCAGUACUCUUCAAUAUAGGGAACCAAACGUACGAACGGAACAAAGUGCUACUAGACGAGGUCGGAUGCCGUCCAAACGCAUCCGAGAUAACCUUUAAGGAAACGAUCAUUCCUAAAAUAAAAACUCGAUUAUUAUAUUUUAAGGAUACCAUGGACGAUUCAGUCGCUGAAGAUAUAUCUUUCACGUUUCUGAACGAUGCGAACAAGCGGCUCGAAAACAAAGAGAUUAGUAUCGCGAAGAUUUUUCCCUAUCUCACUUUCCAUUGCUUGCUUUGCCACGUCAACUACAACAAUUCCAACGAGUUAGCGGAACACAUAGCAAGCCAACACGUUCGCGAAUCUAAUGUGACUUGCUCUGAGUGCCAAAAGCCCUUCGAAGUCGAAACGUUGGCGCUCAAUCGUUGGAAACACGAUUGCAAUAUUUCAUCGACUAAAGACUGACAAUGCUAACAACAAGAGAUAAGGGCCCGUAUUCAGCGCUCCACUUUAACCUUAAACACGGCUUUGGACGGUCACGUUAACGUAAACAAAAAAUUCAAAAAUUCAUAGUUAUUCCAUAACAACAAUGGACAAAUGUUUUUAACUUUUAAAAUGAGGGGCUGAAUACGGGCCAUUGUUACUAAUACAAAUUUUACCUAAUUGAUAAGUAUUCAACUCAACAAUAGGCGAUAAUUCAACACCGCUAAAUUUCAAUUAGCAUUUUUUUAGAGAAAAUAGACCUGAUCUUAAAGAAGCUGACGCGUUGUAAUAUAUCUUUGGAAACUUUAUACCGAGCGGCCACCUUGGAGCCCUGCGUUCCUUCAGUCGAUUCAUCGCGUCGAAGCCACGCCUUUCCUCAGUUCGACUGAUUCUCUCUUUCUAAUGCUUGUACCGCUCGAACUGGGACGAUCGGUAUUAUACAUAUAUUUGUUUUUUAUUGCCGGUAUAUUUAAUGGCCCGUAUUCAGCGCCUCAGUUUAACUUUAGAGUGACUCUAAAGUCGCAAUUUUAACUUGACAGAUUUACAUUGUUGUUAUGGAGUAACUAUAGGGACUCGAGACGCGACUUAAGAAUCACUCUAAGGUUAAAUAGAGGCGCUGAAUACGGGCCAUUGUCAAUAAAUAAUAAGUUAA
This is a messenger RNA of Phyllotreta striolata, 2182 nucleotides long. Lineage: Eukaryota; Metazoa; Arthropoda; Insecta; Coleoptera; Chrysomelidae. The record is from the annotation of a GenBank genome assembly.